Messenger RNA from Exophiala aquamarina CBS 119918, 1647 nucleotides. RefSeq lists its product as uncharacterized. The record is from RefSeq and is a predicted model, not a curated record. The transcript has 2 exons. The coding region runs from base 1 to 1647 and encodes 548 amino acids. NCBI's taxonomy places the organism in Eukaryota, Fungi, Ascomycota, Eurotiomycetes, Chaetothyriales, Herpotrichiellaceae. Gene Ontology annotation, molecular function: transcription cis-regulatory region binding. Gene Ontology annotation, cellular component: Set1C/COMPASS complex.
AUGGACGAGUCAUCUGGGCGAGGACAUCGGGAGAAGAAACCUAGUGAAAAGGUCAAAGAACAGGUCUCAGGCAAAAUCGAGAAGAUCGAGGACGACAAACCUGUGGUUCUACCAACAUACAUUGCGCCCAACGAUAGCAAAUUCGUGCAGGAGCAAAAGGAGGUUCCCAAAAUCUAUGACCACACUAAGAUAGCUCCUGACGGGACAAAAAUCGACUUUUAUCUACUUGGGACACACGUCGAAAGCAAAGAGAAACGAUAUUAUGUCCGUGCGAAGAGAGAUCCGAAAUCACUAUACUUUCAUGCAGAUGAAGCUCCUCCUCGAUAUGCCCGACUGAGUGACGAGAACCAUCCACAAUGCGGAGUCGAGAAUCUGAAAAACACGUUUACCAAGACGAUGCUCGGCAAGAGCGGGGAGUUUGGCAGCUACACUACGAGAGCGAACGUUUUUGCAAGAGAGGGCAAGUUUUUCUUCGAGGCGAAAGUGAUUAGCCAAGCCCCUCCUGGUAGGGAAGAGCCCGAUCGUGCUCUAGCUGAUACUCAGAAUUCGGACAGAACUGCAACGAACCGCGGUGGUCUGCGGGUUGGAUUCUGUCGGAGGGAGCACCACUGGAGCGAGAAUCUUGGUGGCAACGCUUACAGUUAUGCAGCUAUUUUGCGAAGUGGCAGAGCACGAGAAUACGGCAGUGUACGGUUCAACACCAUGAUGUACCACAUGCAGGGCGAAGGUGCUAAAGAUCCUGACGACCUUAGCUACGGAGAUGUUGUUGGGCUCAUGAUCACGCUGCCGCCGUUGGAGGUGCACAAGAAGGUCGUUGAAGGCACGUUCAAUCCUGCCGAAUAUCCCCACCUCAAAUGCGGUCCUGCGGUCCUCAAGAAGAAGGCGGGAGCAGGAAAAAAGGCUACUAAGAGUGGUCCCAAACCUAAGGACGGCGAGACCCCCAAGACCAAGGAAGAUGCAGGCAGGAAGGCGAACACUCGAACAGCCAUUCGCACGAUGGUGCAGCCGCUUCCAGGUUGUACUGUACCUUCUGACCACGACAUCAUCCGCGACCGCAAUCCAUUCCUACAUAAAGGCAUGACAUAUUUCGAGUGCCCAGAAUAUACACCCAACCAUGAUCUAAGUCGACCAACGCUGAACUCCAAGAACAAGUCGAUCAACCAGGAAACAGGCAAGAAGUACGAUCUGUUGACAGACCCUCAUCCCAACCACGAACUUCCCCAUCUACGCACACUCCCGGGCAGCAAAAUUGAACUCUGGGUCAAUGGCAGAUAUCACGGAAUUGUGUGGGAGCACCUGUUCGCCUUCCUGCCACCGGCAUCAUACAUCGACAAAGGUAGCCGAGCAGUCACGGGGGUCGGAGACGUGGAUGACGGGUUGCUGGGAUACUAUCCGGCCAUCAGUCACUACACGGGUGGCGCCAUCGAAUGCAAAUUCGACGGCCCGUGGUGGUACGGAUAUGGUCAAGACGGUCCUCAACAUCCGGACGCUCGGCCAAUCGGAGAACGAUAUCAGGAGCAGAUCGUGGAAGACAUUGUGAACGACUUGGUGGAUGAAAUAUACCAAGAACAGCUGUACCACGAUCCAGAGUGGAUGAGGAAGCGCGUGCUCAACGCAGCUACAUCGGCCAAUCCACAACACGGUUGA